AUGGUGGCGGAGAGAGUGGAGGAAGAGAAAAGGCGGGAGGGGGAGAGAGUGAGGGAGCAGGCGGAGAGGCAGGCGAGGCUGAGGGAGGUGCAUCUGCAGACGCGGCUCAGUCAGCAACAGCAGGAGAUAAUACGCCGGGACAGAGCAGCCAUGGAGAUACACGCGUUCUGGCAGGAGGCGGUGAGGGAGCGCAAUGAGGCGCUCAUGGGGACGAAGCAGGCGCAGAGGGAGCUGCGGAGCAGGGACCAGGCGGACAAGGAGAAGGCGGAAGUGACCAAGGCGUUGAUGCGGCAGUGUGAGGAGUGCCGCAAGGAGAAGGACAGUGCGCUGCAGGCACUGGCGGGCGUGCGGAGAGAGAACGAGGCUCUUGAGGUCAACUUGCAGAGGCAGGGGAAGGUGAUCGAGCGGCUUAUAGACCUGAACUUGGAGCUGGUGGAGGGAAACGAGGCGCUGCAGCAGCGGCAGCGGGAGAUGGAGAGGCGUGCGGGCGAGCUGGCUGCCGAGGUGGAUGCACUGCGGAGACGAGAGGGGGAUGUGGUUGGGGCUGAUGGCGGGGAAGAGGGAGAGGGAGAAAAGGGAGAGGGAGGGGGAGAGGCAGAAGGAGCAAGGCAGAAGGUGGGUCGACAGGCGCAAGAGAAGGAUCAGCUAGAGGGGAUGGAAGUAGUGCAGGGAAGGGGAGGAGAGGAGCAUGGAGCAUGGGGUGGCCGUGCGAGCAGCAGGACGGCAGGUGCGGCUGGCAUGGAUGAGAUGGCAGGUGGGAAAAGGAUGGGCGAGAGGGCAGGUGGGGUGGAUGGUGGAGGGGGUGAGGGGGGUGGCGGUGAAGCAGGGGAGGAGGAUGGGGACGAUGUGCCUGUUCCAGUGUCUGCCUGUGCUGGCCCUAUCGACCCUGCAGCUGCUGCUGGCCAUGCUCAUAAAACCAGCAACCCCGCUGAAACACUCAGCGACCACAGCCCAGGAGUCAAUUCAGGAGGAGGUUCAGAAGAGCAGCAGGAAGGUGAUGGUGGUGCGCGGGCAGAGGGAGGGAUGGCAGCAGGGGAGUGUGAUCGGCAGCAUGCAGGUGGAGGGCAGGGUAAAGGUGAGGUGGGCUUGAGAGGUGAUGGGGGAAAAGGAGGGGCAGGGGAAGAGUCAGCGGUGAGAGGCAGCAGUGGUGGUAGCAGCAGCAGUGGUGGUGCACACACAAUGGAUCACCAGCAAGGCAAGGAGAGGGGAGGGCAGCAGCAGGGAUCUGAGCAAGUGAUUCCGUGCAAGCAAGGGACGCCGAGCGCUGCAUAUCUGAGUUCUGGUUCUGGAGGGGGUACAGGUGAUGAUGACACACUUCCUGCUGCGUUUGCAACUGCAGCUACUCCUGCUUCGGGUGUUGGGGAAGAUAAGGACGAAUUUCUUGCAACAGGGCCUGCUAUAGGUGAGGACGGUAGUGAUUCCCAUUCUGACCAAGCCACACGUGUGGAACAUGUGAGGGACACUGGCUUCAUGGCGGAAAAUGAUAAGGUGAAUGCGGCAUGGCAAAGGAACAACCAGAGGCGACUGGGAGCUGCGUGGAGUGCCGUGAGGGGAAACGCCAAAGGAUUGUUCUCAUACAUUGUAGGAGCCGAUAAGCCAGAAGACGACAAUCCUGAAGCCAAUCCAAAUUCUGGGAGCUACCCAGUCGCUGAUGGGGAAGCGGGGAGCGACCGCGGAGGGGGAGGCGGAGGCGGAGGCGGAGGCGGGGGAUGGCAAGGGGAAGACGUGGAAUGGCAAGGCGGUCCGAUGUCAGACUUUCAAGGCCUUCCGGCUCGGGUAGAACCCGAGCCUGCUGACGUGGAAGGCAUGAAUGUGCCAAUGCCUGAUGUGACUCUACGAGACGAGCUCUCCGAGUCGCUGAUGCCGCUCAAAUGGGUGCUGUUCCCGGAAGCCGACCCGGUACAGCAGUUUCGCGAUAAGACGUGGAAGGAGAAGAUUUGGAUAUUCCUAGUGGGAGUGUUUCCGAUUCUGUCAUGGCUGCCGAAAUACGAUCUACGGUUCUAUCUGCUCGGCGACAUCAUCGGAGGGCUCUCCAUCGCCAUCAUGUCCGUGCCGCAGGACGUGUCGUAUUCCAAGUAUGCCAACGCGCCCAAGGAGUUCGCUCUCUACACGAGCUUCCUGCCGCCGUUGAUGUACGCAAUCCUGGGAUCAUCAAAGCACAUGGUGAUCGGGCCGGUGUCGGUGGUGUCGCAGCUGCUGGGCGAGCAGCUGAGCGCGCAGGUGGACCCGAGUAAGGAGCCCGACCUGUACAACUCGCUGCUCACCACCACCACCUUCCUCUGCGGCCUCUUCCAACUCGCCAUGGGGCUGCUCAGAAUGGGCUUCCUGGUGGAUCUACUGAGCCAGCCCACCAUCGCUGGGUUCCUGGCAGGGUGCUCCCUCACCAUCGCACUGCAGCAGCUGAAGCCCAUUCUGGGGUACAAGGACUUCACGCUCAGCACCAGCAUUGUCAGCAUCUUCCAGGCUGUUGCCGAGUACUCCAACGAGUUCCAAUGGCGUGCUUUUGCCCUCGGCUUCUCCUUCUUUGUCGCCCUCACCAUCAUCCGCAUUCUCUCGAAGUUCUACCCAAAGAGCAAGACCCUGUUCUACGCCAAUGCACUGGGGCCCAUCUCCUCUAUAGUCAUCUCCACUAUCAUCGUGGGCACCACCGGCAUGUACAACAAGGGUGUAGCCACGGUGGGCAGCAUAAAGACGGGCAUGGGCAGCAUGUCAUCGGUGUGGGACAUUGAUCUGCACAACGAGUACACUGAUGAGGUCGCACUCAUCGCGCUCUAUGCUGCCCUCGUCUCCCUCGCUGAAUCAAUUGGCAUCGGCCGUACAUUUGCGGGCAUGUAUGGUUACCACAUUGAUGGUAACAAAGAGCUCAUAGCCUACGGAGCAAUGAACCUCUCAGGCUCCUUCACCUCAUGCUACGUCGCCACAGGCUCCUUCUCCCGCACAGCAGUGAACAUCCUGGCAGGGGCACACACAGCACUGACGCAAAUUAUCCUCUCGCUCACCAUGCUCGUCGUUAUCCUUGCAGCUGCCCCCGCCUUCAAAUACGUGCCCGCUUGUGUGGUGGGAGCUAUCAUCGCCAACUCAGUGCUAAACCUGCUCGACUUCAAGGCAGCGUUUCAGAUCUGGAGGGUGGACAAACUAGACUUCAUGGUCAUGCUCGGCUGCUUCCUCGGAAUCAUCUUCGGCUCGCCCGAGAUCGGCCUGCUAGUCGCCUCCGUGCUCUCCGUCCUCAAGCUGCUCCUCCGCAUCGUCCGCCCGCACAUCCGCCUGCUGGGCCUGCUCCCGGGCGGCGCCGCUACAGCCGUGAGCGUGCUACAGUUCCCCAACAGCACGCUAUGCGAGGGCAUUGUGAUGCUCAGGAUCGAGAGCCCGCUCUACUUCCCUGCGGCGAAUUUCUGCCGGCAGCGCAUCAAGAAGCUGUGCGACGCGUACGCGAGGGGAUACCAGCAACCCGUGCGGCACUGCAUCUUGGAUCUGAGUGUAAUGCACGACAUUGAUGUGUCGGGAAUCGAUGGGUUGAAGGAGCUUCACCGCGACCUGUCUGAGAAGAGCAUUCAGCUUUGCCUGGCCAGUGCAUCAAGGGACGUGCUGCGCAAGCUGUGGGACGCCAACUUCCUGGCAGAGAUGGGCGAGCAGUGGCUCUUCGUCACUCCCGCCGACGCUGUCAAGCUCUGUCGCUCCGUGGCGGUGGCAGCGCCGGCUGUGAAGGAGCAGGACGAGCUGCUGGCGUCCGUGCAGGUGUAUGACAUCUAG
Closterium sp. Yama58-4 is the source of this 3750-nucleotide messenger RNA. Lineage: Eukaryota; Viridiplantae; Streptophyta; Zygnematophyceae; Desmidiales; Closteriaceae. The record is from the annotation of a GenBank genome assembly.